AUGUAUGGCCAUCAUCCACAUUUAAAUCCUGUCAAUUCUAAUCCUAAUCAUCAUCACCAUCAUCAUCAUCAGCAAUUGCCGUAUCCUUCGGCAUUAUAUCCGAUUGAUGGUGAUACGAACAACAACAACAACUAUAGUUAUAAUCUAAUUGGAUGUCCAUAUGCUUCACAAUCGCCAAUUAUAAAUGCUCAUCAUCAUACACAUUAUCCACAACAUAAUCAUCCACAACAACAUUAUCAUGGCCCUUAUCGGAUACAACAACAUCAACAUCAUAAUCAUCAGGUAAUACCAUCGAUGAUGUGUAUGCUUCAACAACAACAACAACAACAAUCGCAAAAAAUACUGCCAAUUGAAACAACAACAACCACUGCCAAACAUUUACAGCAAAUGAAUCAAAUACAAACAUUGAAUACAAAAACAACAAAUAAAUCAUCAAUACCGACUAAAAAUCGAAUAGGAGGAUUAUUAAUGAGUCGAUCUUGUGCCAAACAUGUUGAAGUAUUAAAUUUUAUAUUAAAAGGUGGACCACCAUGGGGUUUUCGUAUUAAACAACGUAAUGGAAAUGUAUUCAUUAGUAAGGUAAACUGUGGAGGACGUGGACAUAAAGGUGGAUUACGUGUCCAUGAUGAAAUUAUGGCUGUGAACAAUUUUGAAUUAGACAAUCAUCCAUUGACAUUACAUCGACAGCCUACAGCAUCAACAUCAUUAACAAAUAUCACGGCAACAAAUGUAACAACAAAUGCACAACAGGAACAACAAACAUCAACAACCACUGGUUCUGUUGUUCAUCAUUUAGAUCAUGUUGGAACGGCUGGUUCCGUAACCUCAUCGAUGCCACGAACGCCAACAAAUAAUCAAAAUGCUGAUAAUAAUAAUAACAACAACAAUAACGGAACUAGUAAUAUUGUCAAUAAUAAUCAAAUAGAACAACAAACAGAUGAUUCAUCAACCGGUGCUUUUACAUUCGGUGGAAUGGAUGAAUUAGAAUUGACCAAGUUAGAUUUUACCUAUCAACUUAUUAAACAUACAUUGAAUCGACAGCUACAAUUAACCGUACGACGAUGGCAUAGUGAUUGGGAAUUGGCACCAUCAAUAUUUUUACCAAUUUCUGCUGCAUCAAUUGGUCAACAAUCAUCUAUUGGAUCAACACGUAAAACAAUAACCGGUGGUAUAUCAACACCGGCAAUGUCUAUGGUAGCCGAAGAUAGUGAAGGUCCAUUACAUCAAAGUGAAGAAGAACUUUUAUCACCAAAUGAAGAUUUUGGACCAGAAUCACGAAAUGCACAUAGAAAAAUUCUUUCGAUGAGUAGCCAUUAUCCUUAUUCCGGUGGUUUCGUUCAUCAUCAUCCACCACCACAACAUUUGUUUUAUGAUCCAAGCACGCCACCAUUUGCAUUUUAUCAUCCACAUGAACAAUUUCAUCAUCAUCCACCACCACCGCCACCAUCUUAUCAUUUACAUCAUCCCGGUAGUGUCAUAGAUCCAGAUGAUUCAACACGUGCAAUACGUGGUGAUGAUAAUUCAUCAUCAUAUUCAACAACAACGGCAACAACAAUGAAUGAUUCAACAUCAACAUCGACAACAACAACCGGAUGUUUAGUUUCACAUCAUUCACUGAGAGAAAUGCAAAAAGAAGCCGAAUCAAGAACCGAAUGUCCAGCCCUUCAACAAUCGUCAUAUACAAGUUCAAUUACAACGGCAACUACAACCACGAAUGAUCAAACUACAACAUCAUCAUCAUGUCCCACCUGUAUGUAUAGUGAUCGUAGUUAUUGUCAUCAUUAUUGUCAUUGUGGUCUUACUGGGCCACAAGCUCCAGAUCAUUCACCGCUAUUACAAAGGCCAACAGCUUUCGAAAGCAAUGGUGAUGUUGAAUGUUUGAAUAAAGCCGAUUUUACUUCUGAUGGUGAUAUUGAUUUCGAUGAUGAUGAUAAUCGAAUCGAUGAUCCAGGCCGUCAAAGUCAACGGCGACGAUUAUCCAAUCAUCAAAGACGAUAUACUCGAUCGAUUCGAACACGAUCGAUAGAUGGCACUUAUCGUCAUCGUCAUGGACAGGAAGAAGAACAAUCCGAUGACAUUGGACAAUUAGUUCUAUCACCAGAUGGUAAUGGUGGAUCAGCAAGUGGUGGUUCAUUACUUACAUCAUCUGGAUCGACAACAUCAUCACCAUCAUCAUUAUCUAAAGUAACAACUAUACGACAACGACGUAAUAAAACACGAUCUAUUUCCACACGAUCAUCAUCACUAGAUCCGGAUGAUGAUCUUGAUAGAAAUAUCGAUGAUGAUGAUGACUAUACGGACGAAGAUGAUGAUGAUAUUGAAACGGUACGUAUUCGACCAGAUACACAACAUCAACCAAUCGAUGGUGAUCAGAUGAUCACAACAACAGCUGCGACAACAGAAACAGCGACAUCAACAACAAUGGCAAAAUCAAUGUCCUCAUCAUCAUCAUCGAAAACUAAAAAUAUUUGGAGUCCAUCAACAACGACAACAAUAUCAACAACUUCUCGUUCAAUAGCCGAUUAUGAUGAUGAUUAUGAUCAUGGUCAUGAUCAACGUCAACUACUAUCACUUCAUCAACAUCGAUCAAUAACCGGUGAAAAUUUAGAUAAUUUAAAAUCAAAAGCUCAACUACUACAACAACAACGAAAGCAGCAGCAACAACAAGUUGAUAACACUUUAUUGCCUCAAGCUUCAUCGAAAUCUUCAUUAUCUAACGGUCAUCAUCAUCAACAACAUCAACAGCAACCAAUCAAGAAUCACCUACAACAACAUCAUCAGCAGACGUCAUCAUUAGGUACAACGGUUCAGGCUCAAGAUCAACAAGUAGAUUCAAGUAGACAGCCACAACUGCAGCAGCAGCAGCAGCAGACGACAACAUGUAUUGAUGGCAAAAGUUUGAAUGAAACAGCUACUGUUUCAUUUCCACCACCAUUUUCAUCACGAACAUAUGCUGAAUUUAAAUCAUCACCUGUACAACAAUAUCGACAUCUAUUGCAAGUGGAUUAUCAUCAUUAA
Messenger RNA from Dermatophagoides farinae (American house dust mite), 3018 nucleotides. Lineage: Eukaryota; Metazoa; Arthropoda; Arachnida; Sarcoptiformes; Pyroglyphidae. The record is from RefSeq and is a predicted model, not a curated record.